[Torrubiella] hemipterigena is the source of this 1572-nucleotide messenger RNA. Lineage: Eukaryota; Fungi; Ascomycota; Sordariomycetes; Hypocreales; Clavicipitaceae. The record is from the annotation of a GenBank genome assembly.
AUGGCAGCCGGCGAUGCUGGCUCCGACGAAAAGGACCAUGACAUUGCCUCGACCACCGCGCCAGACCAAGCACGCAGCGUCCUCGCCAAGCAGGCCUCCGCGGCAGACUCGGUCUGGCUCGCUGAUAAUAUGCCGCUGGGCAGAGAGGCCCUGCUGCUCUUUGUGAUUUGCAUGGCGCAGUUUUGUACACAAACGCAAUUCACAGGCACCCUCGUCCUCCUCCACAUCAUUGGCCAAACUUUCCACAUCACUAACCAGCUCCAGCUCGCCUGGCUGGUCGCCGGCUACUCCCUCACCGUCGGCACCUUUAUCCUCUUCUCCGGCCGCCUCGGCGACGUCUUUGGAUACAAGCGCAUCCUACUCAUUGGCUACGCAUGGUUUGCUGUAUGGUCCGCUAUUGCCGGACUCACAGUCUACUCCGACUUCAAGUUUGCCGUCGCCGCUCGCGUGAUGCAAGGCAUCGGUCCCGCGCUCUGUCUGCCGAAUGCCCUCGCCAUCCUGGGCACCACGUAUCGUCCUGGUCCGCGCAAGGCUAUGGUCUUUGCCUUCUUUGGCGCCGUUGCGCCCAUCGGCGGUGUCUGCGGUGGCCUCUUCGCCGCGCUCUUCGCCAUGGCCUGGUGGCCCUGGGCACUCUGGGCAAUGGCCAUCUGGCUGGUUGUCCUUGCUGGCAUCUCGUGGUUCGCCAUCCCAGAUGUCCCGCAGCAUCAGCACCAGAACCCGAUUCACGGCACCGACCUGACCUCGUGGUCGCGCACGCUUGACCUGCCCGGCGCCACCGUCGGCAUGCUCUCGCUCAUCCUCUUCAACUUUGCCUGGACCCAGGCGCCCAUUGACGGAUGGGACACGCCGUCCGUACUCGUGCCGCUCAUUCUCGGCCUUGUGCUCUUUGGCGUCUUUGGAUACAUUGAGUUCCGCGUCAGCCCGAACCCGUUGCUGCCCUUUGACGCCGUCAACACUGACGUGGCCAUGGUGCUGGCCGCCAUGGCCUGCGGCUGGGCCACAUUCGGCAUCUGGCUGCUCUAUCUCGUCCAAUUCCUCGAAGACACGCGCGGCAUGUCCCCCUUACUAGUCUCAGGCUGGCUCUCGCCCGUUGUUGUAUCCGGAGGCUGCGCCGCCGUCUUCACCGGCAAACUCCUCGGUGCAUGGAACUUCCAGCCGUCCGUCGUCAUGACACUCGCCCUACUAGCCUUCACCACGGGCAUCACGCUCACAGCCACGCUGUCCACGGACCAAAUCUACUGGGGCCAGGCGUUUGUAUCGAUGCUCGUCAUGCCCUUUGGCAUGGACAUGAGCUUCCCCGCCGCCACGCUGAUCCUGUCCAACGCCGUCCCCAAGGAGCACCAGGGCGUCGCGGCCAGUCUCGUCAACACAGUCGUCAACUACGGCAUCGCCCUUGGCGUCGGCUUUGCAGGCACCGUCGAGCUGCACGUUCGCGGCAACCCAGCGACACUAGACGGACGUCUUCUCGGCUACAGAGGCGCCAUGUACAUGGGCAUCGGGCUGUCGGCCCUUGGCCUCGGCGUCUGCGCCGUCUUUCUGGCGCGCGCUUUCAUCUUUCAUCGCAAGUCAUGA